AUGGCAUCUGCCACAAAAGAGAAAAAAUUAAAAAAAAAAGAGAAAGAAGAAUAAAUUCAAAGUAAAUCUUUAGGAAACUUUCAUAAUUUGGAAUUAUUGUGUAAAGCUGAUGAUAGAUAAAAAAAAACAUUAGAAAAGAUAAUUAAAUAAAAACCUGACUUAGCUAGAAGUUUAAACAUAUAUGCUGAUGGAGUUAAAUAUUACAUAGCAAGAUAAUAACAGAGAGAUAAAUUAUUGGCAGGAAAAGAAAUACCAUUAAUGGAAGUUUCAGAGGAAUAACCAUAAUUGCCAUCAUUACCUCUAAUAACAAAUAGACAAAUGGCAAGAUAAUACAAAUAGGAUUUCUUUCCCCCAAGACUUUUAUCUGAAAGUUUGGAAAAAUAAAAUAAAAGAUAAAUCAAUCCAAAUAAUUAUACUCCUUUUGCAAAUAGAUAAAGAAUACCAAUUCCUGCAUUAAAUCCUCCUUUAAAAAUCAACAGAGAUAGAGAUUUGCCUAAAUUAAAGGUACAUGUUGUAAUUAUCAAAAGUAUAAUUAUUAUGUUGGACCUGGAAAUAAUGGAGAACUAGUAAAACGAAUAUUAUAAAAGCGAGAAUAAUAUUGGACUGCUGUACCUUUAACAUUCUAAUAUAAACACUUUAUGUGGUAAUAAUCAUAUAAUGGUAUGGAUUUUAAUAGAUUAACUCAAUCAGAGAGUUAAUUUGCUAGAGUAAUGUAUAAUUUCUUUGAAUUUCAUAAGAACAUUACUUCAAAGACAGGUAUUUAUGUGAAUUAACUUUAGGUUUAUCUUAAUCAUUACUUUAAUAUUAUAAUAAUAUUGAGAAAACUUUUGAUAUCAUACCUUUAGUUUUUAUGAUAAAUUUUAAGAAUUAGGAUUGGAUGAAAGAUAUUUAAUAAUUUACAGAAUUUUAUCAAACAAAUAAUCCAUUAGUAUAAGCAUCUAUGAAAUCCACUUUAGAAUUUGAUUUUUAUGUAUCAAAUCUGGCAAGUACAAAAGUCAAUUAUAAUGGAAUUAAGACAUAUAAAAUGUAGGAUACUUUGACUAGUAAAACAUAAUAUUUAUGGCUUUUAAAACCAGCUGAUUGGAAUAGGGGAGAAGGUGUUCAUGUAUUCAGUACUCUUGAAGAAGUAGAAACUUUAAUUAAAUCAUAUUAUUAUGGAAAAGGGAAUUAUGAGUGUAAAGAGUUUGUGAUUCAAAAAUAUAUUGAGAGACCAUUAUUGUUGAGUGGAAGAAAAUUUGAUAUAAGAUGUUGGGUUCUUAUAUCUUAAGAUAUGCAAUUCUUUUUAUUUAAGGAAGCUUAUAUUAGAACUAGUGGAACAGCAUUUUCAUUAGAUAAUGUAAAAUAAAAAAUAAUAAAUUAGAAAGAUAGAUAUAUACAUUUGACAAAUAAUGCAGUUUAAAAGAAUGCCCAAAAUUAUGGAUAAUUUGAAGAUGGUAAUCAACUAUCUUUGAAUAGAUUUUAAUAAUUAUUAGAGUAAGUCUAAAAAUUAAAAGUAGUUAAUAAGAGACAACCUAUAAUUUUAGAAAGUAGGGUUGGCCAAUGAUAAAAGAUGUGGUUAAAAUAACUAUGAAUUCAACUAGAUUGAAUAAAAGAAAUAGAAAAUAUGGAAUGCAAUUAUUAGGUUAUGAUUUUAUGAUUGAUGAAAAUCUUAAAUUGUGGUUGAUAGAAGUUAAUGCAAAUCCAUGUUUGGAAGAGAGUUCAAAUCUGUUAAAAAUGCUGAUUCCUAGAAUGUUAGACGAUGCUUUCAAAUUAACAUUGGAUUAAGUAUUCACUCCUGAAGUGGACUUUGGUUUGUGGUUGCCAAAAUUUAAAGUUGAUUAAUAUGAGGAUUAGGAGAAUAUGUGGGAAUCAUUGGGGUUUUGCAGUUGA
Messenger RNA from Paramecium pentaurelia, 1869 nucleotides. The record is from the annotation of a GenBank genome assembly. Lineage: Eukaryota; Ciliophora; Oligohymenophorea; Peniculida; Parameciidae.